Messenger RNA from Arachis stenosperma, 2992 nucleotides. Its product is annotated as kinesin-like protein KIN-13A. Gene Ontology annotation, molecular function: ATP binding; microtubule motor activity; microtubule binding. The transcript has 13 exons. The record is from RefSeq and is a predicted model, not a curated record. Lineage: Eukaryota; Viridiplantae; Streptophyta; Magnoliopsida; Fabales; Fabaceae. Bases 361 to 2823 code for a protein of 820 amino acids. Gene Ontology annotation, biological process: microtubule-based movement.
UCAUCAACCCUUUUAUCCUUCUCUCUCUCUCUCUCUCUCUUCGCCGAACCCAUUCGCUUCUUCACUCUCAGACCUAAAUUCGAAGGGCCACUUUUCUCACUUUCCGUUCCUCUUGUGAUUUUCGAUCACUUUCAGAUCUCAAUUGCAAUCCAGGCCUUGCCGAUCAUCAUUUCGCACUGCAGAUCUCGAUUUUCCUCUGCGCGAUCCCUCUCCAUUUCACUUUAAUUCCGAAUUUUGCUGAUCUUGGAUUCCCUCCCUCCACUCCUCAUUUUCAUGUUCUUCUUCGGAUCGCAAUUCUCCCCUCAUACGUGUGUAAACAGAUCUUGAAAAUUGGCGCCCCAAAGACGGUCGCAGCGCCACAUGGGUGGCCAGAUGCAGCAGAACAAUGCUGCAGCCACCGCUCUGUACGACCACGCCGCCGGUGGUUCCCUGCACAAUGCGGCAGGACCUGCCACCGAUGCAGGCGAUGCCGUUAUGGCAAGGUGGCUGCAGUCCGCCGGCCUGCAGCAUCUGGCCUCUCCCUUGGCCUCCACAACCGCUAUCGACCAACGCCUCCUCCCCAACCUCCUCAUGCAGGGUUAUGGGGCACAAUCCGCAGAAGAGAAGCAGAGGCUUUUCAAGUUGAUGAGAAACCUCAAUUUUAAUGGGGAGUCUGGUUCAGAGCCAUAUACACCCACUGCACAAAGCUUUGGUGGAGUGGCUGCAUCGGAAGGGUUUUAUUCUCCCGAGUUCCGGGGGGAUUUUGGAGCUGGGCUUUUGGAUCUUCAUGCUAUGGAUGAUACAGAGCUUCUGUCCGAGCAUGUUAUUUCAGAACCCUUUGAGCCAUCUCCCUUCAUGGCUGGAGGUACCAGAGUAUUUGAAGAUGACUUAAAUCCAAUUACCAGCAAUCAGGAACGUGGAGAGGCAGAUGCUGAUGCAUCAAGUUUUCUACCUGUAAAUGAAAAGGAGAAUAGUACAAGAGAAAAUAAUGUUGCUAAGAUCAAAGUUGUGGUACGCAAAAGACCUUUGAAUAAGAAGGAGCUUGCUAAGAAGGAGGAUGAUAUUGUAACUGUAUAUGACAAUGCAUAUUUGACAGUCCAUGAACCCAAGUUGAAGGUUGAUUUGACAGCUUAUGUGGAGAAGCAUGAGUUUUGUUUUGAUGCUGUUCUUGAUGAGAAUGUUAGCAAUGAUGAAGUAUAUCGAGUUACAGUUGAGCCAAUUAUUCCUACAAUUUUUCGGAGGACCAAAGCUACCUGCUUUGCAUAUGGUCAGACAGGUAGUGGCAAAACAUACACAAUGCAACCUUUACCACUCCGAGCUGCCGAAGACCUUGUUAGACAGUUGCAUCAACCAGUUUACCGAAAUCAGAAAUUUAAAUUGUGGCUUAGCUACUUUGAAAUAUAUGGUGGAAAGCUUUUUGAUCUUCUGAGUGACAGAAAGAAACUCUGCAUGAGAGAAGAUGGACGUCAGCAAGUUUGUAUUGUAGGACUGCAAGAAUUUGAAGUUUCUGAUGUACAGAUUGUCAAAGAAUUCAUUGAAAGGGGAAAUGCCGCAAGAAGUACCGGAUCAACAGGUGCUAAUGAGGAGUCCUCCAGAUCACAUGCUAUCUUACAACUAGUUGUAAAGAGGCAUAAUGAGGUAAAAGAAAGCAGGCGGAAUAAUAACAAUGAUGGGAAUGAGAUGAAAAGUGGGAAGGUUGUAGGGAAGAUUUCUUUCAUCGAUCUUGCUGGAAGUGAAAGAGGUGCUGACACUACAGAUAAUGACCGUCAGACACGGAUUGAAGGAGCAGAAAUCAAUAAGAGCCUUUUAGCUUUGAAGGAAUGCAUUCGUGCUUUGGACAAUGACCAGAUCCAUAUUCCUUUUCGUGGAAGCAAACUGACAGAAGUGCUCCGCGACUCAUUUGUUGGCAAUUCAAAGACUGUUAUGAUCUCCUGUAUAUCACCAAAUGCUGGGUCAUGUGAACACACACUUAAUACAUUAAGAUAUGCAGAUCGUGUGAAAAGUCUAUCUAAAAGUGGAAAUCCUAGGAAAGACCAAGCCCCAAGUCCAGUUCCACAAACAACUAAGGAGGUCUCAUCCACAUCAUCCUUUCCAGCUAGUGUUGCUGCAGAGGAAGUUAAUGAUCAACGUCAAGAGGUGAAGACAGUUGAUACGGGCAGGAGAGUGGUUGAAAAGGAAAAUUCAUUUUACAGCUCUGCUGCCGCUGAUGUUGACAGGCAACCAUCAAGUUUUUCUUCAAGUAACUUGUUCAAUGGGCGAGAGGACAAAAGCUUGGCUUCUGUCUCAACAGACAGGGAGAGGGUUGAACUGAAGAGUUCUUCUUACAGUGAUUCUACCAGUCAAAAGAUGAACUCUAAUUCCCAAAAUGACGUGAAUCAGAAAGUGCAAAAGGUGUCACCCCCACGCAGGAAAGGGACAAAGGAUGAGAAAUCUGAAAGGGCUGUAAACUGGAUGAAAAGGGAUGCCAAUGGUUCUGAUCAGUCGACCACAAGCUCCAAGCAGCAGAAUUCCGGGAAUUAUAAUACAGUUACAACUGCACCCAGGCAGUCUGAAACAGAAGCCUCUCCUGAUGGAAAUAUCAAUGCAAUACUUGAGGAAGAAGAAGCACUGCUUGCUGCUCAUAGGAAAGAAAUCGAGGAUACAAUGGAGAUAGUACGCGAAGAGAUGAAAUUAUUGGCAGAAGUGGAUCAGCCAGGAAGCCUUAUUGACAACUAUGUAACCCAGCUGAGUUUUGUUCUCUCUCGCAAAGCAGCUAGUCUCGUCAGUCUUCAAGCCCGGCUCGCAAGAUUCCAACAUCGACUAAAAGAACAGGAGAUACUAAGUAGAAAAAGAGUACCUCGUUGAGAGACCUGGUUUUAUUCAAUGAUGAUCAUGUGUAUGUUCUUGAUGUAAUUUGUUAGCAAAUAUAUAGUUUAAAGGUUUUUGUUCAUUUGAUAUCAGCGGAUCUUUCGUUGGAUAUUCAAAUUUAAUUCACUUAAAUGUAUAUUUGUCUCCUUGUGUGAUGUUACUUCGA